UUGUUGUAAAGUAAAUUUGUGCUCUAAAACUAAAUGUCAGAAAUAUUAUCACCUGAGGGAUUACGGUGUGAUGGCAGGCGUCCACACGAAAUGAGAAAAUUGAAAUGUGAAGUUGGCAUUGCUCAAGAUGCAGAUGGUUCAGCAAUUGUCGAACAAGGAUACACUAAGGUACUUGUCACAGUGUAUGGUCCAAGAGAAUGUGAAAACCGUGCUAAAAGGACUAACGAUCGAGCAAUAAUCUCUUGUUCUUACAACAAAGCAACAUUCAGUUCUGGUGUUCGUAUGCGGAAGAUGGUAACUGAUAAGAAGUCCACUGAAGUCAGUGUCAUGAUUCAAAACACUUUUGAAGCAGCUAUAUUGUUAGAAAAAUUCCCUAAGUCCCAGAUUGACAUUUUUGUUCAAGUAUUGCAGAGUGAUGGAGGUGAGCGUUGUGUUGCAAUAAAUGCAACUACGCUCGCAUUAAUCAAUGCUGGUAUUCCUAUGAAGGAUUAUGUUUGUGCGUGUGCUGCAACAGUUUACCAAGAUACUGCACUAUUAGAUAUCAAUCAUCUAGAAGAAUCUUCAAGAGGACCUCUAUUUAUGUUAGCAGUUAUGCCUAAAUCAGAACAGAUUGUUCAAUUGCAACUUGACAACAGACUUCAUAAUGACCAUUUAGAUAAAGUGGUGAAACAAACUAUUCAAGGUUGUAAAGAUAUGCAGGUGCUGUUAGAUCGCAAAAUAAAAGAAAGGACAGUAGAGGCAGCUGCUGCAUAUGACAUAAAACCCAGAGUGUAAUGUAAGUUACACUGUAAGUCUCAAGAUUUUAAUUAUUUUAGUAUGGUCUGACAAAAUGAUAACUACUGCCCUGCUCACCAAAUUGUGUUUAUCUG
Messenger RNA from Bolinopsis microptera, 869 nucleotides. RefSeq names its product exosome complex component RRP41-like. Gene Ontology annotation, biological process: nuclear mRNA surveillance; U4 snRNA 3'-end processing; poly(A)-dependent snoRNA 3'-end processing. The transcript has 2 exons. Lineage: Eukaryota; Metazoa; Ctenophora; Tentaculata; Lobata; Bolinopsidae. Bases 34 to 774 code for a protein of 246 amino acids. The record is from RefSeq and is a predicted model, not a curated record. Gene Ontology annotation, cellular component: nucleolus; cytoplasmic exosome (RNase complex); nuclear exosome (RNase complex).